AAAUGUUUGUCAUCCGCCAUCAAAUUGUAGUGUAAAGAAGAAACGGCUAGUGAGAAGCUAGCCCGGCGUCAGAAUAUUUUUUUUAAAGCGAAAUAUGGCUGCUGUGCUUCCUGUCAGACCACCCUGUGAUAGCAAUCCCGCUACCCCUGGAGCACAAUCUAUAAAGGAGGAUGUAAUAGAAGAAGAGUCCAACGAUGGCAGCCAGCCUCCCAAAAGACGAAGAAUGGGCUCAGGGGACAGCUCUCGUAGCUGUGACACCUCCAGCCAAGAGCUCAGCUCAACAUAUUUCCCUGCAGAGAACCUGACAGAGUAUAAGUGGCCGCCAGAUGACACAGGAGAGUAUUACAUGCUCCAGGAGCAGGUCAGCGAGUAUCUAGGAGUCACAUCCUUCAAGAGGAAGUACCCUGAUAUGGAGAGGAGAGACUUGUCCCACAAAGAGAAGCUAUACCUGCGUGAACAAAAUGUAAUCACUGAGACACAGUGCACCUUGGGUCUGACAGCCCUUCGGAGUGAUGAGGUGAUAGAUCUGAUGAUUAAGGAGUACCCCACCAAACACUCUGAGUAUUCAGUCAUACUGCAGGAGAGAGAACGACAGAGAAUAGCUAAAGAGUACUCUCAAAUGCAGCAGCAGCAGAACCCUCAGAAGGUGGAGGCCAGCAAGGUUCCUGAGUACAUUAAGAAGGCAGCAAAGAAAGCCGCAGAGUUCAACAGUAACUUCAACAGGGAGCGCAUGGAGGAGAGGAGAGCUUAUUUUGACCUUCAGACACAUAUUAUUCAGGUGCCUCAGGGCAGGUUCAAGGUGUUGGCUCCAGAGCUGACCAGGACGGGGCCCUACCCUGUGGCUCUUAUACCAGGACAGUUCCAAGACUACUACAAAAGGUACUCCCCCAAUGAGCUGCGAUACCUGCCACUGAAUACAGCUCUGUUUGAGCCUCCCCUGGACCCUGAGCUCCCUGCUCUGGACUCAGAGCCUGACUCAGAUGAUGCAGAGGAUGGCAAAGAUGACAAGAAGAACAAGAACUCAUCGGGCAGUUCUUCGGGUAACACAUCAGAUGUGGAGAGCCAGGAGGGACAGGGUCACAAGUCCAAGGCCAAAGACAGGACAUCCACGGCAGGCAAAGACAGCAGCCAGCGCCAUUCAGCCUCCCACAAAGCCGCCCCAGGGUACAAGUGUCUUCAAUAUACCUCUCGUCUCUCCUCACUUGUCAAAACAAAGAUACUUCAAGACAAACAACUGUUUGGCAUGGGCGUUACCUGUCCCUAUACUGUCGUCUGGGAGAGAGGAGGACUUGCUGACCUUGUUCACACUGUUCCUGAGCUGAGCUAGAGGUGGUCUGCAUGCUGUCUGUCUGGAUGUGGACUCCACUGGACAUGCCCCAUAUCAGCAUGCUAUUCUUAACACCCAGUCAUGGCAUAUCUUUGGUAGUCGCCUUGAAUCUCUUCUGAAUAUUCAUGAUGUUGUAGAUGAGUAAGCAGGGUUUGGUCCCUAUAGCCUACUGAGCUAUGCAUUUUAUUGGUUUUGGUUUACUGUUCUAGUCCUCAGCCUGGCAGAAGGACACCUAAUAGCUAUCCAUCCAUCUAUGCCACUUAUCCUGCAGAGGGUCACAGGGGUCCACUCUGGACAGGUUGCCAAUCUAUCACAGGGCUGACAGGACACCUUAUAUAUGCUGGUAUAUUACUGUUAAUGAGAGCAUGAUGGACCUGGGUCAGUCCUUUUUAGCUCAGCUCUGUGGUGUGGGCAUGGUCCUUUUGUAGUAUCUGUUUAUCAUUUACUAGUUUAAGUUUGAUUUAACUUUGAUAUUACUCCUCAGAUUAUUUUGCAUAUGCUUCAAGCCUAUAGACACGACAAGUUGGAAACCAGAGUUAGUCAGUAACACAAUUUCCCUGCACUGUAUCAAUCUGUGGUGGAUACAAAAGGAUAAUGUAUAGGUGUAAUAACAUUCAGGAAUUGAUACAGUAUAGAGAAGUCGAGUGUGAUUCAUCAUUUUGUAAUCGAUAAAUCAGCCAAAGUAAAAUGGCUGUGGAGUUGACAGUGAUAGAUUUUCCCCUUUUCCGAAAAUCCCAACAGAUGAACGAUUUCUAAUAACUUUUGAUUCUCCACAAAGACAUUACAUAUGACAGCAAAUCUUUCAAUCAGUGAUGCAGGCUGCAAGCUGAUUAACAUUACUUCGCUCUGGUCUGGCUACCAUUGACGGUAUAAGCUGUUGUUAAUGGUGACCUCAUUACUGGGGGAAACUCACUGAAGCUUUGCAGUAGUGUGGUAUUUCACAAACCGCUUACGAAUAAAAAUGAAUUAUGAACACCAAAGUUGGAAUUAGAGCAGUGUUUUGUUCAGAUGUGAUACAUGUUGCAUGUUAAAUACAUGUUAAAUCUGUAUUGCACCAUUUAUUAUGACAUAUCAGAUAUACUGUCAGUAUUUCUGCCGCUGAGUCCUUGAACCCUACAGCUGUUAGCAUAGCCAAGAAUGUGAGAUACUAUUUUAAUCCUCAGAAGAGGCUCAGUCAGGUUUGGUAUUUUGUAUAUCAGGUAUAUUGAAUUCGAGGGCCAUGAUCAUCACUACUAGACUUCAUCACUAGACACUGUACAUGCAGCGCAGGCAGGUGGACCGUUGUGAGCUAACAGGUUAGCAUCUGUCACAACAGUUCCAAAUUUUACAACUUACAUUAGUGAAAUGUAAGACAUAAUUACUUAGAUUUCAAUAAAAGUAAAAACAAGAUUUUUAUACUGUUUGUUCCACUGAUCUAGGAUCUGUGGAAUUCAACUGUGGAUGAGUUUAAAGUUUCCACUUAAGUUUCCCUACUAGUGUUUGCUUUUGUGUCUACAUAAUGUUUAGAGCAUUAUAAUAUAAAGCUGUCAGAUUAUGUAUAAGCAAACAUGCUUGAAAGUGAGUAAAUAGUUUUCUUUAAGGUUCAUAAAAUACAGUAUUUCUUGUCCAAAUGUAGGUAAUUUAGAAUUAAACUUAUUUAAACUUGCUGGAUUCAGCCUCAUGAGUUGCUCAUUUUGACAUCUUCUGGCUGAGCAGACUUAUCAGCUGUUGUGUGUGCCCACAAACACAUUUUUAUAGUUGUGAAGAGUCAGUGCACGAUAGCAGUGUGAACAAACCUUUUAGUUCUUCAGAAAUCCAAUGAGGCCAAAUGUGCUAAAGCUGAAUUUUGGUAAUAUAUAUGCACAUAGACACAGUGAAAGUGUGCACUAGCAGUUUAGGCAGCUGUGUUCAACUUUCUUUUUCUUCUCUCUCUCUCUCCUGUUGCUGUUUUUCUCUUAGUAGUUUUUUGCUUUGUUUCUGGUCUUGGAGUUGUAUUGUCACCAAACCAUAUCCUUUAUUGACCCAUCGUUGUUUCCCUUUGUUUAGUCUAAUCUGCUCACUUCUUGUUAGGGGACAUUUUAAUGAAUUAUGUUUCAUUAUAUUUGUAGGAGUUUGAAGUGACUGGACAUUAUGCAGAUUCAUCAGAAAGUGCAUGCUUUGCCCAUGAAUAAUAGGAAAGCCGAUUAGUCCAGAUGUUGUACAUUUUGGGGAU
This is a messenger RNA of Monopterus albus (swamp eel), 3518 nucleotides long. RefSeq names its product PHD finger protein 10 (gene phf10). The record is from RefSeq and is a predicted model, not a curated record. Gene Ontology annotation, cellular component: npBAF complex. Bases 95 to 1327 code for a protein of 410 amino acids. The transcript has 11 exons. NCBI's taxonomy places the organism in Eukaryota, Metazoa, Chordata, Actinopteri, Synbranchiformes, Synbranchidae.